Cinara cedri is the source of this 8042-nucleotide messenger RNA. NCBI's taxonomy places the organism in Eukaryota, Metazoa, Arthropoda, Insecta, Hemiptera, Aphididae. The record is from the annotation of a GenBank genome assembly.
CUUCAUUAUUCAUGUCAUACGUAAAUUAUGUAAACAGUAUACAGUAUAAUUCCAUAAAUCUUAAUUAUAACUGAUCUAUUCUAUGCAUUCAAAAUUCUAUAAUUUCUUUAUUUUAACGUUUUGUGAAUAUAGUAAAACUAGGACUAAUAAAUGCAUAGUGUGAUUUUAAUAAAGAAUGCAUUUACAAUCAAUUUAAAUAUUUAAUCAAUAAUAUAACAUAUAGAGUAUUUGUAAAUUACCAAUUUUUCAUAUAAAUUAAUUUUUGCCUAUUAAAAAUAAUAAUGAGGGACAUCACUCAAAAUAAACUUAUUGAAUUGCAACAUAAAACCGAUUCAAUUCGUAAUAUUUGUAUAAUGGCUCAUGUUGAUCAUGGGAAAACAACGUUGGCAGACUCUUUAGUAGCCAGUAAUGGUGUUAUAUCUCAGAAGAUGGUUGGAAAACUAAGAUACAUGGACAGUAGACGGGAUGAACAACAACGUGGAAUCACAAUGAAAAGCUCAUCAAUAGCACUGUAUCAUUGUAAAAGUAUGAUAUACGUAUAUUUUCAAUAUUAAUAGCAUAUUAUAUAUAAUUUUAUUACCUAACUAUAAAAAUAAUUUAUUUUUUAAAUUUCAUUAUAUGUUUUCAGACGACUCUGAAUUCCUUAUCAAUGUCAUUGAUUGUCCAGGCCAUAUAGAUUUUUUCUCUGAAGUUUCUACAGCACUCAGAAUUUGUGAUGGAGCUAUUAUUCUUGUUGAUGUUGUUGAAGGGGUUUGUCCGCAAACACAGGUAAAGUAUUAAUGAAUUUAUUUUUCAAAUUAAUGUAAAAUAUAAUACAAAGAUAAAAUUGAAUUACUUUUUAUAUUAUAGGCAUGUUUAAAACAAGUUUGGUCAGAAAAUAUAAAGCCUGUGUUGGUGUUAAACAAAAUUGAUAGAUUAAUAUUGGAAUUAAAUUUGACCCCAUUAGAUGCUUAUAUUCAUUUAACUCAAGUUCUUGAACAAGUAAUUAUGUCUCAAAUUUCAAUUAAUAAUAAUUAAUUAUUAUUAAUAUUAUGAAUUUGUUCAUAUUUAGAUAAAUGCUGUAGUCGGAGAACUUUUUAAAAAUGAUGUAUUUGAAAAAGAAGCUGACACUAAAGAGCACAGUGGUAUUCAGUCAGGUGAAGAUUUAUACAAUCAGUGGAGUACUGCCAUUGAAGCUGCUGAUGAUUCAGAUUUGUAUUUUUCACCACAACAAGGCAAUGUUGUUUUUGCAUCUGCAGCUGAUGGUUGGGCUUUUAGGUAUAUGAAUAAUGUAUUUUUGCAUUUGUAUUGUUUUAAAUGUAAUAUUUUAUAUUAAGUUAUAAAAAAACUGUUUUUAUAAGUUAAUAUACAUUAUUAUACUUACUAAAGUGGUUUUAGUAUAGAAACGUUUGCAAAUUUAGUGGCAAAAAAACUUUGUGUUAAUGUGGAUGUUUUAAAAAAGACAUUGUGGGGAGAUUUUUAUUUAAAUUCAAAAACCAAACGAAUUAUGAAGGGUGCCCAAGAGAAAGCCAAAAAACCAAUUUUUGUUCAAAUGAUACUUGAAAACAUUUGGCUUAUAUAUGAUGUAAUAAUUAAUCAAAAGGUAAAUAAUAUUUUUAAUUAAAUACAAUACAAACAAUAUUUAUUGAUAUGUGUGAACAUUUAUUUUUAGGAUAAGGAACGUUUAUUAAAAAUUUCAGAAAGUAUGAAUGUAACUCUUUUUGCUAGAGAUUUACGUCAAACAGACACUAGAAUAUUGUUGCAAUCUUUUUUAUCACAAUGGAUUCCUUUAUCUAUAUCAGUUUUAGGUAACUAAAUUGUAUACACAUUUAAAUUUUAUUUACUAGGUAAGUAAAAUUUUUAAAUUGUAAAACCUUAGGUAUGGUGUGUGAUAAGUGUCCAGCACCAAAUCAACUUACUGAUAUCAAAAUUGAAAACUUACUUUGUCCUCCAAUGAAAGAAUUUAAUCUUAUGCCUAAAGAAACUAUUGCCCUAAAGAGUGAUUUUUCAAAGUGUUGUUUAGAUGAUACUUCUGUUUCAGUUAUAGCUUUUGUUUCGAAAAUGUUUCCGGUAUGUACAUAUUUACCUAUUUUUUUAUUACAUAAAAUUGUUAUGCCUAUUUGUUUAAUAUAAUUUUAGAUAAAGCGGAAAUAUUUACCUCAAAAUAGACCAAAAGUAUUAACUGCAGAGGAAAUAACUAAACGACGAGAGCUUGCAAGAAUAAAGCAUGCUUUAAAAAAUAGUUUAAUAAAACCAGAAGAAUCUGUAAUGGAACCUAAUGAUUGUAUAGUCAACAACAAAGAAGAAAAUAAGCCUGAAAUUGUAGAGUUAAUACAAAACGAGAAUGAUAUAAUGUUUAUUGCAUUCGGAAGAAUUUACAGUGGAACAAUUAGACGUGGUCAAGAAGUGUAUGUUUUAGGACCAAAACACGAUCCAUCAAAAAUAAAAGACAAAGUAUGUUCUAUGCUAUUAUUGUAUAUUUAACGUAAUUUAUACUAUUGUAAUAUUAGUAAAUAAUAUAUAUAUUAUAUAUAAUACAUUAUAACACAAAGGUAAUAAUAUUGAAAUAUUUAAUCCGACAUUUUUUUUAGGAUUUUAUUGUUGAUGAAAAAUCCACUUUGGCUACGAUAAAAUCUGACCAGCAUGUUAUGAAAACCACUAUAACUGAUUUAUAUAUGUUAAUGGGUAGGGAUUUAGAACCUGUAGAUGAAGUGCCAGCUGGUAAUAUAUUUGGUAAGAAGUUGUGAAAAAUGUUUCUCCAUACCAUGUAAUUUAAUUUUAUGUAUUCUAUCUUUUAGGUGCUGGUAACUUAGAACAGUAUAUUUUAAAGAGUGCUACUUUAUCGACAACUUUGGCUUGUCCGCCUUUCACUGAAAUAAAAGCUAUGGCUACACCGAUCAUGAGGGUUGCUGUUGAGCCAAAACAUCCAACAGAUUUACCUGAAGUUAUUAAGGGUCUUAAAUUGCUUAACCAAGCAGAUGCAUGUGUUCAGGUAACAUUAAUAUUGCUUUUGUGUUAUUAUUCAACUAGUUGUCCUCUGUCCAUCGUUUCCAGUAGCAAUUUUUUUAUUAAUUUUACCUUUAUUCCCAUAUUGCCUUGCCUGUAUCAGUAUAACGAACAAAAGAAAAUAAGUUGUUUAGUCCAGUUGACUAAAAGUGUUCUUAAAAUUUAUAGCGCAUCGUUUUGUGUUUUUUUUUUCGUCCAUUAACAUGGAAUAGUAGGUUUUAGUAACCUAAGGUAGCCUAUAGUGUAAAUAAUAGAAAUAAUAUUAAUAAUAAUAUCUUUAUCCAUAGCACCAAGGUAAUCCACGAAUAAACAAAUAAUGAAUAAAUAAACAAUUAACAAAAAUACCUAAAAACCUAAUUAUUUCAAUUUUCGUAGGGAUUCUUUUUUUUUCCAGUAAUAAAUAUAGCCUAUGUUACUCAGGUUACCCUUGAUAAUGUAGCAUUCUAAUAGUAAAAGAAUUUUUGAAAUCAGUUCAGUAGUUUUUAAAUUUAUUUGUAACAAACAUAAAAAAUAUUUCCUCUUUAUAAUAUUAGUAUAGUUAUAUUUAAAUAAUGAUUUGAUUUUAAAUAAAGAUUAAUAUACAUAUUAUAUAUAUUUUUUUAUUAUUGCAAAAAUAAAUGUUAGUUAAUGAUUUAUUAAUUUUUUCGAGUUUUGAGUUGAACCAUUGAAGUAUCUUUUUGCUUUGAUAUGUUUAAGACAUAUUUCAUCAAUCCAUUUUGACGUAUAAACUUUGCUGAUGUCAUCCUAGUAUAAACAUAAGUCUCUCCAACAAAAUUGUGUUUUUGACAGAGACCAGUCCAGAUUGUUGCAUUGUCUUACCAUUGUUAAUUUUGUCAAAUUCGUGACUUCACCUAUAGUUGAUUUUGCCUUCGAUAUGAUUUUCACUAAGUAAUAGAUAUCUUCUUUAUUAAAAAAAAAAACACUACAAUAGGUUUUGCAAACAAUUUUAUUUCCGUGGCUUUAAUAUCUUAUAACAUGUCAAUUUAAAAGUUAAAUUUAAUUGUUCUAUUGCAAUAUAAUACAAGUGCCUACAGUCUUCACAUGUAGUUAUUUUUGUUAAAUCCAAAUUCACCAUAAAUCUAUUUGGUGGUUUUAACUGUCUACAGUUGUAGCACUUGUAAAUAUUAAAAGGUUUUAAUGUUAUUUUAACUGCUGGAUGUUUCAGGUUAUUUCAGAAUCAUCUAAAAUUAAAUUUCAAUGAAUGUCCUUAGUAUUUUUAUUAUAUCAUUUUUUGAUUAAACUAUGUUUAACAUAAUUAUUGCUUGAUCUAACAAGUUAAUAAUAGUGUUUGUCAAAUCCUUCCCAAACAAAUGUAACAAUUUUUGUAUAAGCUUAAUUCUUUCAUUUUUAUUUAGAUGAUUUUUUUUCUGAGUAUUAUAAAGUGUUUUUAUAGUCAAAUUUAUUUGGCUAUUUGAGUUUCCUGAUGCUUAAUUCUUCAAAUACUUGUUGACACUUGUAGUAACCCUGUACCAAAUAAACUUAAACACAGGAAUUAGAGUUGUUUUAAGAUGGAUUGAAGUAAUAACAUUUUGGUUGAAUUUCACUAUGCUGUUGUGGGAGAAAAGUAUUUUUUUUAUAUAUAUCCCUAAAAACUCCCAAUUAAAGUCAAAGGAAUUAAAUUGUCUGUAUAUGUGGUGUAUGUAAAAUUAUGUGCUUUUUGGAGAUUUUAAUUUUAUACCCUCUUCUUAACCAUUUUCAUGUUUUCAUCGGAGAUACUAGGUUUUAAAUACUUCUAUAGACUAAAAUGUAAUAAAAUUCUGUCAACCUUAACUACUAUUUUAGAUAGAUUAUAGAAAAAAAUUAAAAACUGUCUAGUUUGGGGGAAAAUUCAACUAUAGUAAUUUAACUCUGCUGCUUACGGGUGUUUUUAAAUUAUAGUUAAAUACAAUAAUUGUUAUUUAAUAAUGUGGUAUGAUCAAAUUUUUAGGUAAUAAUGCAAGAAACUGGUGAGCAUGUAAUUGUGACUGCAGGUGAAGUACAUCUACAGAAAUGCUUAGAUGACCUUCGUGAAAGGUAUAAUUGGAUAAAUAUACAAUCAUUAGAAACUUAAAUAUUUGUUUUUGUCAAAAUUGAAAUGUUUAUUAUUAGUUAAAAUUAGUGGUUUAUCAAUUCAGAAGUAUGUAAAUACUAAGUAAAAAUAUGUAUUUACAAACUAAUUUUUUUUUAUAGGUAUGCUAAAGUAGAUAUUGUGGCUUCAGCUCCUAUAGUGCCUUUCCGUGAGACAGUUGUGGUACCUCCUAAAAUGGAUAUGGCAAAUGAAAUUGUUGAAACCCAAAAUCAAGUAAUUAUCUUAAUAUAGUGCAAUGAUAUUAUUGAAUAUUUGGUUUUUGAAAAUAAAUAAAUAAUCUAUUUCUACAUUUGAUAUAACUAAUUAAUAGUUCAUCUAUUAAUUUACAAAAAAUGAAUUAAAAAUAUUGAAAAAAUAAAUGAUUUAAGUUGAUAUAACAGAUAAAUUGAACAGAUUUAUUUAGUUUUUGUGUAUUUUUUUUUUUUAACUUUCAAUUUUCUUAUUACAUUAUUAAAUCUUUAUCUAUUUAUUAAAUUUUUUUAAAACUUAUUACAAUUUUGACUAUUAUAGUGUUAUGUAAAGUAAAACAAAUUAUCUAUUUCAUAUUAGUGUUUGCACAAUGUUAAGAAUCUGGGAUGGAUAUCCUUCCAGGAGCAGACAUAGGACAGCAUAAACUUACUGCUAAUUUGCAAUUGGUGUGUCCACUAUGCCCCUUUUUUUACUUAUUAGUUAUUAUUGAGUAUUGUUUGUGUUUUAGAAAAAUGAAACAGAAGAAAAUCUUACAGGUGUUCUGAAUGUUUAUACAUCAAAUCAUCUAUGUUGUAUUAAACUGCGAGCUGAACCUUUGCCAAUAGCAGCCACAAAUCUUUUGGAGCAAUCUGCAGACAUUAUAAGAGCACUGUCUGAACAACAAGCCGAAAAUAUAACUGACACUUUAGAGCGACUAGAAAUCAAUGAUAAUGUUUCUAAUGUAAACAUUAAAAUGACUAUUGAUUCAUUUCAGUUACAAUUGCAAGAAGCACUUGGAGAUAGUAUUGACAUUUCACAAAUAUGGGCUUUCGGUCCUAGAAAAUGUGGUCCAAAUAUUUUAUUAAAUAAAAUAUCAAGUAAAUACCUAUUAUUUAAAUAAUUUCAAACAAUUAUAUAAAAUAUAUUUUGACAUAAUAAAAACUACAUUGUUCUUUCAAGGAAAUCUCAGUUCUUACAAUAAUAAUGGUAUUAAUUUUGUUUUUUUCCCAUUCAUUUUUUUAAUUUAUUUAAUUCAACUAACAUAUAAUACUAAUCAAAUUGAUUUUCAUAAUAUUAUUUAAAUCUAUUUCAUUUGUUAUAGUUGUGAAUAAUACAUUCAACUUCUUACAAUUAAUUUUCAUCAGAAUCUUAUCAGUUAUCAUAUUUUAUUUAAAAUUUUCAUUUAUGUUUAUUUUUUAAUUCAAAUUGUUUAAUUAUUAGAAUAUUGUUAAACUAAUGAAAAUUCUUAACUUUUUGUAUUAAGAUUAUACGCGGUCUGUAUGGAAACCAAAAGAUAAUGUAAAUGAUGUGUUAACAAAGUAUGAAAACAGUUUUGUCAAUGGAUUUCAAAUAGCCACAUUAGCUGGUCCCCUAUGUGAAGAACCAAUGAUGGGGGUAUGUUUUGUUGUUGAGAACUGGACAAUUGAUGACUCCCAACAAAUAUCAUCGUAAGUGAUUACUGAUUUAUUAAUUUUAAGUCUAUACUAAAAUGUAAUGAUAAACUAUAAAUAAAAAAAAAAAAAAACAAAAACAAACCAAAAACAGAGAUCCUUAUGGCCCUAUGUCUGGACAAAUCAUGUCUGCUGUAAAAGAUGGAUGUAGAAAAGCAUUCCAAGCUAAGCCACAAAGACUUAUGGCAGCCAUGUAUACUUGUUCUAUUCAAGCUAAUGCUGAAAUAUUGGGUAAUAAACAUCAUAUUUUUUCUUAUAAUAUAUUUGAUAUUAAGUUUAACUUUUUUAAAAUUAGGUAAAAUGUAUGCUGUUUUGGGAAGAAGACACGGUAGAGUGAUCAGUUCUGAUAUGACCCAUGGAGGAGCGUCUACAUUUAAUAUAACAGCUUUAUUACCAGUAGUAGAGAGCUUUUCAUUUUCUGCUGAAAUACGCAAACAGACUUCUGGUUUGGCUAGCCCCCAAUUAGUAUUUAGUCAUUGGGAGGUAAUUAUUACCAUUUAAAAAAAAAAAAUUUAAUGGAUUUUAAUUGUAAUUUGUUCUAUAGGUGAUUGAUAUUGAUCCAUUUUGGGUACCUAAUACCGAAGAAGAAUUGGAACUUUUUGGAGAAAAAUCAGAUUCUGGUAAUCGAGCUUUAAAUUACAUGAAUGCGGUUCGCAGGCGUAAAGGUUUGUCAGUGGAAGAGAAAAUUGUAGAGUUUGCCGAAAAACAACGUACUCUAUCAAAAAAUAAAUAAAUAUUGUUUAUUAUUUUAUAAAAAUUAUAUUAAAACAAAAUUUGUUAAAAGUAUUUUUUUUUUAAUAUAAAAAUUGUUUUUAUUUUUUUUUCUCAGUUUUUUUAGCAGCUUUCUUUUUCAUCAUUUGAACUCUCUUUUCCAUAGCAGACAUCAUGGUACUAGAAGUAGGUGGAUAAUGUUUAGGACUGCUAUUGGCAGAGGAUGAUUUUGAUUUACUAGGACUCGCUUUAGCACCUAAAAAACGGAAACAUGUAAUAAUCAAAUAUUAUUUUAUAGUUCAUAAGUAUUAAUGAAUUUACUUUGAGAGGAUUUGCUGCUAGAUGAUUUUUCUGCUUUAGAUCCAGUAUUUUUGGAAGAGCUUUUCUUACUUUCCUUUCCCGAUGAACGUGAUUCCUUUGUGGACUAAAUAUUAAAAAAUAUUUUAAAUAAAAGCGGCUAACCAAAUCAAUUAAUUUAUAACUUACAACUUUUUGAGUGUCUUUCUGUCUACAAUUACUACAAUACCAGACAAUUCGUGGAUCAUUUAAGUUAAUAUCUGUUAUUGGAGGGAAAUGACAGUUUUGAUGGUACAUUGAAUGACAUUCCAAACAUUCUACGAGACUGUUUCCGCUAUUAACAUUACUCCCUCUCCAAUAAU